Ambispora leptoticha is the source of this 644-nucleotide messenger RNA. Lineage: Eukaryota; Fungi; Glomeromycota; Glomeromycetes; Archaeosporales; Ambisporaceae. The record is from the annotation of a GenBank genome assembly.
AUGCCUUGCAAAGGUUGGGUGGUGGUAGUAAUACUAGUAAAAGAACAUCAAGGAAUAAACAAAGAGUGUACAAGAAGAAGAGAGGAAAACCAUCGGAUACUGAAAGAGGAGAGCCAUCGGAUACUGCGACAGAAAAAGAAAUUGCACCGAUGGAGGAGGAAGAGACAGUUGUUGAAACUGGAGAAUCUAUUAAAGAAAAUAAACGAAAAAAGGAGAUUGAAAGAUUGACGGAUUUGUCGGAUAGAAUGAUGGCGUUAGGACAUUUUAAUGUUUACGAAGAUACCUGGGAGGAAAUAUUGAGAAAUUUAAAGAGAGAAAAAGCAGUACCGAAUGAUUGGAUGCCAGCUUCUAAUGACGAUGAUGAAUUAAUAUUGAAGGACAAUGACGAGGAAACACUAUCGGCAACAAGUUAUCCUCAAGAUUCAUCAAUAACUCAACAACUAGCAUCAGGAUCCGAUUCUACCACACAAUGGGAAUAUAAAUGGAUAGAUAAUGGAGAACCCGCAGAUAUUUAUGGACCAUUUUCCGGUUUAGAUAUGAAAGCAUGGAAUGAACAAGGUUACUUUUUGCAAGGAAUUUUAGUACGACGAGCUGGGUCAACAGACGAAUUCAUUAGUAAUAUUAACGUUGACUUCUCUUCCUAA